Messenger RNA from Cydia pomonella (codling moth), 2187 nucleotides. RefSeq names its product potassium/sodium hyperpolarization-activated cyclic nucleotide-gated channel 1-like. Bases 362 to 1948 code for a protein of 528 amino acids. The transcript has 6 exons. NCBI's taxonomy places the organism in Eukaryota, Metazoa, Arthropoda, Insecta, Lepidoptera, Tortricidae. The record is from RefSeq and is a predicted model, not a curated record.
GCCGGGUUUGAACCCGCGACCUCCGGAUUGCAAGUCCCACGCUCUUAGCGCUAGAGCACCAGCGGUUAUCAUAUUUGAAUUAUUUUUUUGUUUGAAAAUAAUAAAUAAACAAAAUAUCCAAGAAAUUUGUUUUAAAACUUAUAUUUGUUACAUAAACUAUACAGAAAAAUAGUAAAUAAAUUUUGAAACGUACCAGUGAUCUAUCGAAAUGUGUUUUUAUAAAGUUCUAAAUGUCUGUUUCAAACUUUUUUCGCCGAUACCACAAAUGAACUAAAGAAUCCGUCAAUGUCAUUACGACAGUUGCAGUUAAAGCUGAAUUUUUAUUCGCAUCGAAAUAUCUGAUUUUAAAAGUUGUUAAAGGAUGGAACACACGAAGCAUGCGUGCAUGCUGGCUCAGUCUGCGGGAUAUGAGGACGAACUACACCCGACGGCCAACUGUUGGCAACGUAUAAGGAGUCGUAUCCGUAACCUCUUAUUGCCCUGCGACUGGCACUACGGCACACUCGUGUUCCUAAGAAGCCGCAAGAGCCUAGAGCUGGAGCGACAGCGGCAGAUCGCCUCGGGACACUGGUUCAUCUGGCACCCGUACAGCCCGGCAAAGUUUUACUUCGACUGCUUCCUGUGGGUGAUGAACGCUUUCGUCGGCCUUUAUGCGCCGUUGCAGGUGUUUUUUCAUUGUCCAAACCCAGCGAACCCUUUAAUCUUGGCAACAGACUUUUUGACAUUCUGCGAGAUCAUUGUCAACUUUUGUUCGGGCUACAAUGACGAGAACAACAAAGAAAUUGUACUCGAGCCCAGAAAGAUUGCACGGAACUACAUCAAAGGUCUUUUCAUCGUAGAUUUGAUCGCUGCCGUGCCGUGGCAACUUUACCAGCCUUUCAGUGACUGCCGGUAUCCCUCGCACACAGUUUUUUACCCAACGAAACUGCUCAGAUACAGAGCAUUGCUAAAGAUACGUGAAUCGAUUAUGGAACAGCUUGAAGUCCCCUAUUUCUGCACUGUCAUAUUUACGGUCAUCAUUAGACUCGUAUUUUUUUUUAAUUGGAUGACUUAUUGGCAGUAUCAAGUGCCAGUCAUCUGCGUACAUUACUAUGACCUUAAUAACUUAGGGAAGGCGGAGGCAGAGUGGCUAAAUCGUUUAAACGUCGAUCCUGGGGUGGACGCGUUUACCAAAUACAUCACUAACUUAUACCACGUAUGCGCGAGGUGCAUCGGCGCGGGUUAUGUGUUCCCAGUGCGGAACCACGUCAUACCGGAGAUGGUCCAAAAUUGCAUCACGGAAGUCAUCAGCCUCAUCUUCUUAAUAUAUUGUUUCAUGACCGUCCUCCGUUUAAUUUUGUGUUCGCAAUCAAAUUUCAUAUUUGACGGCGCAAUGAAGGAUUUAGAGAAAUACAUGAGCGUCAAACGCCUGCCGAAGAGUUUGCAGAAUAAAAUACGGUUGUUCAUAAAUUAUAAGUUUGGUGGCAGUUACAUGGACGAGAAUUAUAUCCUGAAUACUAUUAACCAACAUAUUAAGCAAGAUAUCAACAUGCAUACAUGCCGGCGACUUGUUGUAACUGUACCGCUGUUUAAAGGGUUUCCAAUUAUGCUCAUUAACACUAUCAUCUUUAGACUGAAGCAAGAAGUCUUUAUACCAGGACAGGAGGUGAUAAAACGUGGGCAUUUGGUUGAGAGCAUGUAUUUCAUUUAUUAUGGAACUGUGGUGUUUAUAGACGAACAUGGAAGAGAGAUACAACAUUUAAACGACGGAGCACAUUUCGGCGAGGCAGCGCUAUUGCGUCCCAACGAGCCCGCGCCGACGACGGUCACCGCGCUUGAGAUGAGCGAGAUAUACACUUUAACGAAUGCAGACUUUACUGCGUGCGUUCAGCUUUAUCCGCAGAUACAACAACGCCUGACGGAGAACCACCGCCGCUCCGUGUUGCGAAUCUUUCCCGGUCGACGAUAACAAUAAAUACCUUAUGAAUUAAAGUCAAGAUUUGUUUUCACAGCUUUUGAGUUUACUUAUACAUAAAGAUGACUCAUGUUUGCAUGGUUAUUCAAGGUACAAUAAAGUACGCAUUCAUAUAAUAAUAUUUAAUACAACUAUAAUACUAUAAGAGAAUUGACGAUAUUUCUGGUCCAGGCGGUUUGGACGCGCAGCAGCUCGCGCCGGGUCUCGCCACUGACGUAGCGCGGGCCGCCUGC